Messenger RNA from Amphibalanus amphitrite, 761 nucleotides. Its product is annotated as 28S ribosomal protein S17, mitochondrial-like. Lineage: Eukaryota; Metazoa; Arthropoda; Thecostraca; Balanomorpha; Balanidae. Gene Ontology annotation, molecular function: structural constituent of ribosome. The coding region runs from base 113 to 586 and encodes 157 amino acids. The transcript has 3 exons. Gene Ontology annotation, cellular component: mitochondrial small ribosomal subunit. The record is from RefSeq and is a predicted model, not a curated record. Gene Ontology annotation, biological process: mitochondrial translation.
GCUCUUCAGACAUUUUAAAGCUGCAGCAGAGUUUGCAUAUUCGCAAAAAAAUCCUGAAAUUUAUCAGACAAGUGGUUCAUUAGACAACAUAUUUUUGUUUUAAGCUGUUAAUAUGGCCGCAAGACGAUUAACAAUGUACCUCGGUCAAUGUCUACCUUCAAAUGUUGAGGGCUUAGCCAAAGUCACGGUUCGAACCCUGAAGAGAGACGAAAUACUGAAUGCGUUUUUCCCGGAGAACACCACACUGGACGUUCGGGACCCGCAGCACCAGUGCCGCGCCGGAGACACCGUGCUCAUCGAACAGAUGCCCGACGACGCCCUCGGCAAGGUCAAGUUCCAGCUGCUGAAGACGGUGUAUCGUUACGGCGACAACAGGGAUCCCAUCACCGGCAAACUGGUCAUGGGAACGGAGUACAGAGAGCACGUGGACCUGGAGGCCCAGCUGGCAGGGAAGGACGGUGGCGUCACCUUCGACUACGAGAGCGCUCCGCCGCGGGGCUGGCAGGAGGGCAAGAAGGACUGGUCGCACCGCGAGCCCGAGGUCAAAUGGCACGACGACGGAAAGUGGGAGCCGCACCAGUGGUGAUUGGUGGUCUCAUACCAGACUUUGGUGCCGUCGGUGCUAUGUGUGAAGUGAUGAUGGAUGCGAGGUAUGCUGGGGUGGUGUGUUUUUUAAUAGUCGUUGGAUUGUGCAGAUGUUAUAUAGUGUAUUGCAUGGUCAUUGUGUUUCUUAAAAUAUAGAUGUGCAGAAGUGCGGUAAA